Molecule: messenger RNA, 165 nt
Organism: Gongylonema pulchrum
Lineage: Eukaryota; Metazoa; Nematoda; Chromadorea; Rhabditida; Gongylonematidae
Source: the annotation of a GenBank genome assembly
AUGGCCGAGCCGGACGUGGAUGCGAUGUUGGAAGAGGCGCUCGACAAAAUCGAAGAUGUAAAAAGUUUUGCUGUGCAGGGGUGGGGAGUGGCCGGUGGUCAGUGCUGGGCCGUAGCGAACGAGCAGUGCCGGCGAGGCGUUUACCACUGGUGCCGAGUGAUCGCA